UUUCUAAGAUGGCAGCCUCCAGUGCGCAAUACUGUCGUGAGAAAGGAACAAAGAAUCUCCGUGUCGUAGAAUUUUUCAGCGGCGUCGGCGGUUUACAUUGUGCUGUCAAAGCAUGUGGAGUCCCAUGUACUGUGGUUGCUGCGGUGGAAAUAAACACAGUUGCAAAUGCAGUCUAUCAACACAAUUUUCCUGAUGUUAAUUUGAUGCAGAGGAAUUUGGAGGGAUUUACUGCCGAUGACUUCUCUUCUUUUGAUGCAGAUAUGUUUGUGAUGAGCCCACCAUGUCAACCAUUUACUAGAGUAGGAUUGAAAGGAGAUAAAAAUGAUGCAAGGACAAAUGCCUUUUUCAAUAUCAUGAGGAAUCUACCAGAAAUGGCCAAGAGACCAACUUACUUGCUGGUUGAAAAUGUGAAAGGAUUUGAGACCUCAGAAACAAGAAAUUUCCUUGUGGAUACCCUGCAGAGGUGCAAUUACAACUUUCAGGAAUUCCUGCUCUCCCCAAUGGACAUCGGCAUACCCAAUCAGCGUGUACGAUACUUCAUGCUUGCCAAACAGCGCCCUCUAAAGUUUGACGAGAAAUAUGGCUCAGAACUUGUGAAGCACCGAGUAAACGUGCCUUUGAAUACAAAUGAAGGAAAUGAACCUAGCAGACUGGUUUGUGGCAACUCUGUGUUGUCCCCACUGGGGCAGGCGAAUGUGGACAUAUCUUCAUGUGAAAUGCAUGUUGGAUCAUCCAUGGUGUCUUCGAAUGAGCAAAUUGUUGGAACAAAAUCAGAAGAGAAGAUUACAAAUCACCUCCAUUCGACUGAGGAAUCAACUUUUAAUGAAAAAGAAAAGACAUGCGGUACAGAGGUGACUUUUUGUGGUGAUAUGGUGUCUUCAAGUGAACACAACGAACAGGAAAAUUGUCAGGAUGAUGGGGGCCGUAAAAUAGGCGGCUACCUUCAAACCGAUCUGGACACAGAAUCAAUGGAGGAAUAUCUGAUACCGGACAAGAUUUUACUGAAGUAUGCACACAUGAUGGACAUUGUUACAGCCGAUGAGACCAAGACCCGCUGCUUCACCAAAGCGUAUGCGUAUUAUGUGGAGGGAACAGGAUCUACACUCAGAACUGAUCUUUCAACUGAUAUGUCUGCAGCUUUCUCUCCAGGAUCAUGUAGUGAGGAGGAGCGAUUAGCGAGGUUGAGGGCGCUUCGCCUUCGUUACUUCACUCCACGAGAGGUCGCCAACUUGCAUCACUUCCCGCAAGAUUUUGGUUUUCCGGAGUGUGCUACCAAAAAGCAGAGAUACCGGUUGCUAGGCAACAGUCUGAAUGUGACACUUGUGGCAAGGCUAAUAAACUACAUGGUUUCAUCAUGAUGGCAAUUUUUCAUUUGAUGGCUCUGCCGAAGUUGAAUAGUAAUCAUAGUCCUAGAAGUUAUUAGUGUAGCGUACAUAUCCACCUUAAUUGGGUGCUGCUAUAUUACCCUGGCUUAGCUUGGCUACCGAUUCCAGUGCUCACAGCUUUAUUUGAGGAAUAACUUCCUGCCGGUACCCAUUUACCUCACCAGGGUUGAGUGGAGUGCAGCAUAUUGUGGAUCAGUUUCUUGAGCACUGAAGAAAAUAAUGCCAUGGCUGGGAUUGGAACCCAUGACCCUCUGUUUUAAAGCCUGGAGACUUGUCCAAUGGACAACAACGCUCCACAGUCUCUUCGGACUACAAAAGUCUAUCAUAAUAUUCCAUUAUACAUGUAUAUGGCACAUUUACAGCAUGCUUAUUAUGCUAAGUGCCCGUUACUUACAGGUGGUAAGGCAUUCAAGGAAUAUAUCCUACUGGGUACCCUUUCACCUCACCUGGGUCAAGUGCAGCACAACAGGGAUCAAUUUCUUGCUGAAGAGAAAUAUGCCACGGCUGGGAUUGAAACCGAUUUGAUGAAGUAAAGACCAACCCAUCUUUUCAAGCAAUUGGUGGGAGCUGGUGCCGUUGGAUAUUUCUUACAGGUAAAUGGCACAGGACAGAAGUUGUUCAUGUUCAUCAUUAGAAAAGAAGGGGUUCACCCAGGGAUCAUCAAUAAAAAAUGUGGAAUUUCCAUGGAUGUAAAAUC
Molecule: messenger RNA, 2082 nt
Organism: Lytechinus variegatus (green sea urchin)
Lineage: Eukaryota; Metazoa; Echinodermata; Echinoidea; Temnopleuroida; Toxopneustidae
Product: tRNA (cytosine(38)-C(5))-methyltransferase-like
Exons: 10
Coding region: 9-1358 (449 amino acids)
Molecular function (GO): methyltransferase activity
Source: RefSeq, a predicted model, not a curated record